Lates calcarifer (barramundi perch) is the source of this 4724-nucleotide messenger RNA. RefSeq names its product tetraspanin-1. The transcript is spliced from 8 exons. Bases 280 to 1005 code for a protein of 241 amino acids. Lineage: Eukaryota; Metazoa; Chordata; Actinopteri; Centropomidae. The record is from RefSeq and is a predicted model, not a curated record. Gene Ontology annotation, cellular component: membrane.
AAAAGCACUCAUCAGAUUUCUGAUCCCCGCCAAAGGCUUUUACUUGCAUGAACAUCAUCACGGAACGGAUAUAUUUAGACAGAGUUAUCACUGCUCACUUGGAAACACCUGAGUCAGAGCCAAGGAAAACUUCUGCAUCUGUGUUUUUUGUUAUAGAGUGUUUUAUUUCCUUUUUCAAAUUCAGCUUCGCUCUUUGAAACCCAGGACACGGGCUGUUAAACAGGUUUAAAGCUGCUCUACUUUGGAUAUAAAGAAAUAUAAAUACAGUAAAAGAUUAAAAUGGGCUGCUUCACAUUUGUCAAAUUGAUGAUGGUCUUGUUCAACUUGCUUAUCUUUCUGGGGGGCCUGACCCUGCUGGCCAUGGGGAUCUGGGUGAGUGUGGAUGGGGGCUCCUUCCUGAAGCUGCUGGGGCCGUUCUCUGGCCAAGGCAUGCAAUUCGUCAAUGUGGGCUUUUUCUGCAUUGCCAUCGGGAUCGUGCUGGUGCUGCUGGGGCUACUGGGCUGCUGUGGGGCCCACAAGGAGAGCAAGUGUCUGCUGCUCACGUUCUUCUCUAUCAUCCUCAUCAUAUUCAUUGCUGAAGUGGCAGCAGGAGUCGUGGCUCUGGCCUACUCUUCAUUUGCUGAGGGGAUCCUCAGAGCGUGGGCAACCCCUGCUUUAAAGAACGACUAUGGCAGUGAUCCUGUGGUCACUAAGAUCUGGAACACCACCAUGUCAGAGCUGAAAUGCUGCGGUUUCACCAACUACACAGACUUUGUGGGCUCUAAGUUUGAAAAGGAGAAUGGAGGCAGUCUGCCGCCCAGCUGCUGCUGGACCAACAGCACCCCCUGCAGUGCAGACGAGGCUGAACGCAGCUCUGUGCAGGGCUGUUUUGAACACAUCCUGGAGACCCUCAAGGAGCAUGCUAACAUCGUGGGAGGAAUCGCAGCAGGAAUUGGAAUCUUAGAGAUUGCUGCCAUGACAGUGUCCAUGUACCUGUACUGCCACCUGGACAACAGAGUCAACUGAGAAAAAUCAACAUUAUUUAACAGUGUCAUGUUCAUGCUCUGUCACUGACAUAUUCUCUUGUCUUUGUGGUUUUCCUUUUCUUUCAGGGAAACAUUUAGUUUUACUAUGAAGUUGAGUUUAAGACGAGGAACCUCAUAAAUAAAUAAAUAUGUUUUAUGUGUAGUAGAAAUGUACUCAAAUUUACUUCCUGCCUUUAUAUGAACAUGAAGUGAAUAUAAGGUGUAAAUAUUUCAUAUCUGUCAAUAAAAUAUCUAUCUAAUAUCUAACAACUUUUACUAACUGCACUUGAUGAAUGCUCUUUGAAUUUCUUGUUUGUUUGUUUCCAGCAACAGCAGCUGUCUAAAAACACAUUGUCCACACCCCACUCAGCAGCAAACAGCAGGCAGACACAAUUACAGCUACAACCAGUGAAGAAAGUGGAGCAAGCUGUUCUCUCAGAAGUUGCUGGAGACCCAGAUUUUUUUGCUUCUCUGGGUCAUUUCUGGAUUCAUUCAGCAGUGAUGGCACCUGUUGUCAGUUUGCCACAGCUCUGACCCACACCUCCAAAACGAAUCACAAAGGGACGACAAAGAAAUGCAAAAUGACCAUAGAGACAACAAGACAGCAACAAACACACACACAAAAACCCAGGAGACCCACUGUCUCAUAAUCCACCCAUGAUUGAAAUGUCCUUAAGGCCACCAUUUAUGUUUUUUUCAGUGAUUAAAAAAGACGAUACAGCCUGACAUCAUUUAAAAACAAAUAUCAAGUUCCCUCUAUAUGAUAGGCUACGCAAGUGAGAGGGAGCGGCACAGCUAAGUGCAUCUUUUGUCCUGUAUAUUAUUCAUUAACGUUCCAUCUCCUGCCUGUGUGGCUUACACGCAUUGUGACACAGAGCUUAGUAAAUAUUGACCAAUCAAAGGUCUGACGGCAGACAGGAGGCGGGGCAUUGUUCAGCCAUGCAGGUUAUCAAUCGGUUCUGAAUUCGUGUUUUCAUCACAGAUCCUCCACCAGCACCCAGAGGCUUUAUUCAACUGGUCCUGUACAACAGGAGACCAAACUGCAGUGAGAGACAGUCAUGCAAAUGAAGCUUAUUUGAUUCUGAAAGGUCAACAAGAAGAGAGAGAGAGGGGAAAAAAACAAAAGCAUAACAACACAAAAACUACAGCUACUAAUACGUCUUGUGAUUUGCCAUGUUAUCUAUUAAAAAGCUCAGGAGGGCUGAACUUUCUUUGUUUUACAUAAUGAGAUCAUUUCUCAUUACCUUCUGUCAGGUUUUCCGUUUUGAAUACAGGGACAUAUUCUGUAUGCAUAAUUUGAGUAAGAACAACAAGGGAAUGACCAACAUAAUGUAGAAUUUACAGAGAGGAACUUCCUGUUCUUGAGCAACACUUUAACUAUUUCUUAAGAUUUUUUUUCCUAGAAUGUUAGGAGGUAAAUAGAUUGUGUUUGUUCACCAUGGUAGCUUGGAUGAUGAUCUGAUCAUAUUUUAAGACAAAUUCAUACAGAAAUGCAGAUAAUUCCAAAAGAUUCAGGUAUUUUUUUCUUGUCACACAGAGAGAGAGGGAAAGUGAGCAAGAAGACAAACCAUGUUCACUUUUCCAUCCAAUUAUAAACCUGUGAAGCAUUUAGAGUUAAAUCUGUCAUCAUCUCAGUCCCUCUCUAACACACACACAAAAUCAAUAUUCCAUCUACAUCACAGUCAUCAGCCUCUGAGCUCGGCUCAUCAGAAUGCUCAAUAGGUCAAAAAUGACAUUUAAAAGACAGCAAACACACACACACACACACACACCGAUAUGAUCCACUGACUUCUGACUGACAGGCACAAAUGACCAAGUUUAGAGCUGGUGAUGACGGACAAGUGUGUGUGUGUGUGUGUGUGUGUGUGUAGACAGUGGAACAAAUGCCCCAUGUGAAAUAAACAGUAACACACACAAAUACCAUUACUGCAUUCAGCCGGUCAUGAGUAAAACAGAGCUGAACAUCCAUCUUAAUUAGACUGGAUGCAAAUGUUUGGCUAACACAUAACACAGACUCCCCAGGCACUAUAAAAGAUGGAUCCUCACCCAGACAGGUGUCCAUGCACCCUGAGCUGUUUUCAGUCAGUCUCUUUGAUUGAGCUGAGACCGUAAUCUCAGUUUAACUUGGCGGGGUGGACAGGUCGCCAGCCAAUCACAUUGACUGACACAUAGCGACAGACCAUUUACACAAACAUUCACACCUACAGGCAAUUUAGAGUCACCUAUUAACCUAAGCUGUAUGUCUUUGGACUGUGGUGGGAAACCAGAGCUGACACAGGAAGAACAUGCAAACAAACCCUGUAUUCCUUUGAUUUAUACAAUGUUAUUCUGACUGAUAGAUGACACCACAACUAUGAAUUUAAGACCUGAGAUGCGUUUUGUAAAGCUCUUUGAGUAGUCUAGGCCAGAUCACUCGGAUGACAUGCGGUUUGGGGAUGGAGGUUAUCAUAUACUGAACAGACUCAACAAAUCAAGUGUCAAGUUUUAACCUGGUAAAUAAAAAACCCUGAACAAUAAAACAUUCGUUAAACUGUGACAUACAGGCUGCACGUAGCUUAUGAGGCCUCUGUACUGAGAGGACCUGGGCUCAGGUAAAGGCAGUACCACUGUUAACACAAAUCAAAUUGAAUCUAUACGUCACUGUAAUGGUGAACAUGCAGUCAUUUGAAAGACCAGCAAUUUAAAGCAACAUUAUCUGCUCCCUGAACACCUGUUGCUCUGUGUAACAGGUACAAUCUCUAACUGAGUGAUAAUCAGCAGCUUAAACUGCUGGAAUCAGAGCCAGCAGGUUCCAGAGUAAAGCUGAACUGUAGAUCAGUUAAACAGACUUAGAAGUCAUUAAAAACCAGAGUUCAUCUCUCAUAUCCAGUCAGGCAUAGGCUUUAUUUUCUGUGCAAAACCACGUAGGUGCUCAUACUCUGAGCCCAACAGAAUUAAUUAGCACUUGUGGCUGCAGAGAUGAUAUGAGCUGAUGAUAUAAUGCCGGCUGUGACAGAUUUCUCAUCUCAAGCAAGUUUCUAGUAGUGUAAAGUCUCUGCAGAGUGUGGCAAAGGGGAAAAAAGACCUCACUGGUUUAAAAAGAUUCCAAAUGUAAUUUUUUCCCAUUAAUUGGGCUUUAAAGAUGCUCUGGAUUAAUUUCAAAAUUCCAUUUCUUACUUAUUACAUCACAAAUUAUGAAAGUCAGAACUCAGAGGACAGGAAGCCACAUUUGUCCUUGGUCAACCGUAGCGGCUGCAGAAAUCCACCCACCCUGAGGAUUUGCAUACAUUUCCCUCGCUGUCUGCAUUUCCUCUCACCGUUGCUUUGCCUGAUGCUCCCCUGGGAAAUCUGCAGGCAGCACAAGGCUACACAAGUACAAAAAUCUGAGCUAAGAAUAACAAUAGCCUCAAGUUUAUUCCAUGAAUAAUAUGCAGUAAUAAUAAAUCCCUCUGAUAUGAAUUAUUUAAACAUACAGUACAGCCUCAAAAGAGAAUGAAGCAGUAUGAAACCUCUGUAAAAAACAUCUUUAUUCAUUUCCAUGAUAAAAGUUAAAGGAACUCUCACAUCAAACUGCAUCUUUAACUGUCCACAGAUCCUCAUUGUCACUCAUACAAGGUACCUCCCAGUAUUUUCCAAAUUAUGUCAAAGCUUUCAACAAAAUCAUCUGUAUUGCUGAGGAGACAAUGAUUCAGUUUGACCCUCUGGAUCUGACAGAGAGAAGGACACAUACCACUACAGAAA